Molecule: messenger RNA, 4311 nt
Organism: Pleurotus ostreatus (oyster mushroom)
Lineage: Eukaryota; Fungi; Basidiomycota; Agaricomycetes; Agaricales; Pleurotaceae
Gene: CHS3
Product: Chitin synthase, class 3
Exons: 6
Coding region: 1-4311 (1436 amino acids)
Cellular component (GO): cell periphery; cell septum
Molecular function (GO): chitin synthase activity
Source: RefSeq, a predicted model, not a curated record
AUGGACUAUCGAGAGCAGCGCCCUCCCCGGGCCCCUCGUCCUAGGCAACAGCAACAGAACCAACCCCCACUCUCACCGCCCACGAUACAGUACCCCGAUAGAUCCUCUUCGCCUGGCCGUCCCCAAAUACCCCAUCAUCACACAAAUGUAUCAUUUCAAGUCGACGAGCGAGCCGGCGCACACCCUUCAGCGGAUCAACAGCGCCAGCGAGCAUACUAUUCCAACGAUCCAGAAGCCCUGGAUCCCUCAAGAGUGGGGAGGAAGAAGAGUCUGGUCAGGCCCGACAGAGAGAAGAUAGACCCAGGGCAUAGGCAAUGGCAUUAUCGCAACCACGCUGCAGCUCAAUUGGAAAGUGAUUCAAAUAGUAGAUUCGGGGUGCUGCCGUCAGCUACUGGAAAUUAUCCUUCGCAGAGAGGCGUGUUGAGGAGAGGGAAGUCACUUCUGGGACGCGAGGAAGAUGUACACGAGUCGGGCCUUGCUUUGUUCAAGCGCAACACCCUUCGCCGAAAGCGCCCACAGUCCGCUGCCGAAAGCGCUCCCGAGCCCCGACGCUCUUGCUUCGACAAUAUUGCUCCUGGUCCCAAAGGCCCAUGGAUGAUCUACUGCUGGCUACUUACCUGCUGUGUCCCUCCUUUCCUACUCCGAUCCUGUGGUAUCCGGAGCCCCGAGCAGCAACGCGCCUGGCGAGAGAAAAUGGGCCUUCUUUCGAUUAUAUUGUCUCUAAUGGCUGGCGUCGGCUUCUUGACGUUCGGCUUCACGGAGAGUGUUUGCGGCAAGCCACCCAAUCGAUUCCACGGAAAUGAAAUAGGGAACAGUUCCAUUGUCAUUCAUGGAUACGACUACGACUUCUCCGACUUCAAGCACCCGAAUACGGGAGGCACGUUCAACGGCCAGACUAACCCUCUCAUUCAAGGCGGCUGGGACCUUGCUGGCAACGAUGCAUCCUUUUUGUUUCAGAAAACGAAUCAGCACUGUCUCGGGAUGAUCACGAAGGCCAGCACGUCUACUAUUACGGGUAGCGGCAACAACUUGGACUGGUACUUUCCUUGCAACAUCCACGACAACACUCCCCGCACGAAUCUGUCGAAUUACGAACGUCCAACGAACUGUCAUUUGACGUCCAACUCCAGGCAACUUUUGGACCAAAUUGAGCCCGAAGGAGAGGUUUUCUAUACUUGGGACGACGUGAACAACCCAAACCGUAAUCUGGCCGUUUUUGAAUCUUCGGUGCUCGACCUUGACCUGCUUAAGUGGCUCAGCAGGGUGCAAGUUGACUAUCCUGCAAUUUUUGAUGAAAUGAAGACAGCGAGUGGCACGUACAACAACAAAGAUCUUACAAUGCUUUUCAUGCGUACGAAUCAAGCGAAUUUGGGACGCUGCUUGGAGGACAUUGUUCGCGUGGGCUUCAUUGAUACCAACAGCAUCGGCUGCGUCGCAUCAUCAGUCGUGCUUUACAUCUCCCUCGUUUUCAUCAUCGGCGUCGUCGCCAUUCGAUUCAUCAUGGCCGUCAUGUUUCAAUGGUUCUUCUCUUGGAAACUGGGCAACUUCCCUCGCGAAACUUAUGAGCAACGGAUGGCAAGGUCGGCAGAAAUUGAGAACUGGACAAGCGACAUUUAUCGCCCGGCGCCGAGCGAGUAUCGCCCUAACGUAGGCAAGAAUGGACUUCGUAGCAGGAAGAAGUUCCUUCCUAGCCGCUCGCGUUUUACACCAUCGGAGAACUUGAAGCCAGGGCGUCCGGCUACCACCUAUGGUAUGUUGGAUUCGUCUUCGUCCAACUGGAAGCGGUCUACCAUGUAUGCUGCAUCGGCGAAAGGUGGGCAAAAAGGUGCCGACUCUCCAAGUCGAUAUUCCAGAAGCACUACUUCGUUCGGCGAUUCUGCGAAAGGAGGAUUUUUGGACAACCCUUGUCCUUUCCCAUUGCACAAUGUCGUCCCCCAGCCACCACCAGACUUCGAGCCAUUCAACUUCCCUCUUGCCCAUACAAUUUGCCUCGUGACGGCCUACUCAGAAUCCGUGGAAGGGUUGAGAACAACUCUCGACUCACUUGCGACCACCGACUACCCCAAUAGCCACAAGUUGAUCCUCAUCAUCGCUGACGGUAUGGUCAAGGGUGCCGGUAAUAACUUGACGACUCCAGAAAUUUGCCUGACCAUGAUGAAGGAAUUUGUCAUUGCACCGAACGAGGUCGAACCCCACUCGUAUGUCGCCAUUGCAGACGGACACAAAAGACACAACAUGGCGAAGGUAUAUGCUGGAUUUUACGAUUACGACAACGCAACGGUGGAGAGAUCGAAGCAACAACGUGUUCCAGUGGUGCUCGUCGCCAAGUGCGGUAAUCCACUCGAAGCCAACGACUCGAAACCUGGAAACAGAGGAAAGCGGGAUAGCCAGAUCGUCCUUAUGGGAUUCUUGCAGAAAGUUAUGUUUGACGAACGGAUGACGACGUUCGAGUAUGAGUUCUUCAACUCGAUAUGGAGGGCCACGGGUGUUAGUCCGGAUCGAUAUGAGUUGGUUCUGUGUGUCGAUGCCGAUACCAAGGUUUUCCCGGAUUCCUUGACGAGGAUGGUCAGCUGCAUGGUUCACGAUGAAGAGAUCAUGGGUCUUUGUGGAGAGACGAAGAUUGCCAAUAAGGCGGAGACCUUUGUUACCAUGAUGCAAGUCUUCGAAUACUACAUCUCGCACCACAUGACAAAAGCCUUCGAAUCAAUGUUCGGUGGUGUGACUUGUUUGCCUGGUUGUUUUAGCAUGUACCGUAUCAAAGCUCCGAAGGGCGACGACGGCUACUGGGUGCCAAUUCUCGCAAAUCCCGACAUCGUCGAGCACUAUUCAGAGAACGUCGUCGACACAUUGCAUAAGAAGAAUCUUCUGCUCCUCGGUGAAGAUCGGUACCUCACGACUCUCAUGCUCAAGACCUUCCCCAAACGCAAGAACAUGUUCUGUCCGCAGGCUGUUUGCAAGACAGUUGUCCCCGAUACGUUCCGCGUCCUUCUCUCUCAACGACGACGAUGGAUCAACUCCACUAUCCACAAUUUGGCUGAGUUGUUACUGGUUCGAGACCUGUGCGGCACGUUCUGUUUCUCGAUGCAGUUCGUAGUAGGCAUGGAGUUGGCCGGAACGCUUGUCCUACCGGCCGCUAUCGCAUUCACGUUGUACUUGAUCAUCGUUUCCAUCAUUCCGGGUGGUACAGAUACAACCAUUCCACUCGUACUGCUUGCCGUCGUUCUUGGUCUGCCGGGUCUCCUUAUCGUAGUCACUUCGCGGAAGAUCGCCUACAUUGGUUGGAUGUUGGUGUACCUCCUCUCCUUGCCCAUCUGGAACGGUAUACUGCCCGCGUACGCAUUCUGGCACUUCGAUGAUUUCUCGUGGGGUCAGACGAGGCAGGUUGCUGGAGAGGACAAAGAGAACCAUGGCGAUAAGGAAGGAGAAUUCGACUCGACGCACAUCGUCAUGAAGAGGUGGGCAGAGUUUGAGCGAGAUAGAAGGUGGAAGAGUGGCACCCAGUCCAGGGAUUCGACCUUCUAUGAAAGGAAGGCUGAUAGCAACCGCUAUUCUCUGGCUUCGAAUUCGGAUACUUGGCAUCCUCCAUCCAACGGUUUCGAUACCAGCACUGUGGACUCUACAACGGGGAACGUUAGCGGACAACGAUCACGACAUGACAGCAACGCGUUGCUAAUGCUUCCCACUCCAUUGUCUGUCAGUAGACCAGUUAUGUCGUCGACAGCGUCUGUUCCUUCACGAUCAAGUGAAGAUCAGACCUACCAGUCCGACGUCGGGUCGACCUCCCAUCAACGCCUUGUCCCCAGCCCGAAGUCCGGCGACCAGUACAGCGACUCAAUGGAAUCUACCGUCUCCGGAAGUGUUGGCACGCCCGUACGAUACUCUUCAUCACCACAUUAUGAAUCUCCCAUUCCACGAAUGCCUCCUAACGUCAACAUCCGAACUGCCCCCGUGCAAACAGGAUAUGCGACGGAGGGAUACAACCCAUUCGGGGGCUCCAGCGGCGGCAGUCUGGUUCAGUCGCCUGGAGGGUACGAGGAGAGUAGUGCAUACAGUGCUGAAACGGAGGAAGUCAGCGGGUUCGCUGGUGUAGGCGCAGGGGGAGCACCCGUGAAUCAAGGUUAUAGAGGAAUAACCCUUACGGAUAGCGGCCCUGUUCCCGGUCCUGAAGGUGUUCGAAGAGUAUCCAAAGCCACCGGAAGACGGCAAUCUACGCAAGCGCCUGCCCAGAAUCGAUAUUCGCGUAACUCUAGUGCGUACAACCUCCCGCCAGGCGCUGCGCCGCCCCAACCAUACCACGGUGGCUACAAUUAA